Messenger RNA from Pararge aegeria (speckled wood butterfly), 1233 nucleotides. Its product is annotated as endochitinase-like. The record is from RefSeq and is a predicted model, not a curated record. Gene Ontology annotation, cellular component: extracellular region. The transcript is spliced from 7 exons. Gene Ontology annotation, biological process: carbohydrate metabolic process; chitin catabolic process. Bases 1 to 1233 code for a protein of 410 amino acids. NCBI's taxonomy places the organism in Eukaryota, Metazoa, Arthropoda, Insecta, Lepidoptera, Nymphalidae. Gene Ontology annotation, molecular function: chitin binding; chitinase activity.
AUGAAAAUUCUAAUAUGCGCAUUGGCUGUUGUUUUUGUCAUUACUAAAGCUGAAUGCACCAACACUAACAGAGGGCGUGUGGUUUGCUACUUCAAUAACGGGGCGGUAAACCGACCAGGAAUAGGGCGAUAUGGCAUCGAAAAUAUACCUCUAGACAGUUGCACGCACGUAAUAUAUGCCUUCAUCGGUGUAACAGAUACCAGCGAAGUUCUGGUCCUUGAUCAUAAGGGGGAUGUAGAAAACAACGGAUUCCGCAACUUUACAUCCUUGAAAGCAACUCAUCCAAAUGUUAAAUACAUGGUAGUGGUGGGCGGUUGGGAUGAAGGUGGCGGCAAAUACUCCAAAAUGGUGUCUUCAAGCACUUCAAGGACAAUCUUCACGAGCAGCGUAGUUGAUUUUUUGAACGAGUAUGAUUUCGAUGGUCUUGAUUUGGACUGGGAGUACCCUGGAGCAGCAGACCGUGACGGCAACCCAGAAGACAAACAAGGGUUCCUAGAUCUAAUUAAUGAAUUGAGAGUAGCAUUUGACGAUGUCGGCAAAGAUUGGUUGUUAACUGCGGCAGUACCAAUGACCAAAUCCAAGCUUGCUGAUGGCUACGAUGUUCCUGGACUUUGCCAAGCACUUGACGCCGUUCAUGUGAUGACCUACGAUCUCCGCGGAAACUGGGAUGGUUUUGCUGAUAACCCCUCUCCCUUGUAUAGACGACCUCGUGACCAGGGGGUCUACGAAAAUAUCAAUGUGGAAGACGGACUUCAACUAUGGGUGGACGAGGGCUGCCCUGCCAACAAGCUGGUUGUGGGAAUUCCUUUCUAUGGACGUUCCUACGUACUCUCUUCUUCUUCUGAACAUGAUAUAGGGGCACCCAUCGAUACGGCCGCUGGCGGGGCUGAUCCAGCACCUUACACCGACUCUAGAGGCGUAUGGGCUUAUUUCGAGAUUUGCUCAAAGUUGAAAGAUGAAGAAGGUUGGAUUAGGAAGUGGGACAAAGAUGGAAAGGUCCCCUAUGCUUACAGGGAGAACCAAUGGGUAGGAUACGACGACCCACAAAGUGUGAAGAGGAAGAUGGAAUUCAUCAAAGAGAACGGCUACCUUGGAGCUAUGACAUGGUCUAUUGAUAUGGAUGAUUUUAGAGGACUUUGUGGAAAAGCAAAUCCAUUGAUUAGUAUCAUGCAUUCGAAAAUGAAGUCUUAUACGGUGCCUGAGCCUAAUGAAGAUAAUUAUUUAGAAAAAUAA